Molecule: messenger RNA, 1929 nt
Organism: Fusarium venenatum
Lineage: Eukaryota; Fungi; Ascomycota; Sordariomycetes; Hypocreales; Nectriaceae
Product: T-complex protein 11-domain-containing protein
Source: RefSeq, a predicted model, not a curated record
AUGGCGGCAGAUCAAGGGUUUGGAGGCCCAGUUGAGCGGUCCAGACGGAGUUUGUCAACGUCGGGCCCUGGGCCUAAUGGUGAAGGCGAGACCAGACCAGAGAAGGAGACAACCAGAAAACCAUCAGCCGACGAAAAGGACGAGGCCACGCAAUCAUCACAAGUCUUACCGCGCGGGUAUGACAAUGUCUCUAAUGCACCAGCGCCAGCAGCAGCACCACUCUCACGAAACCCUUCCGAAAUGUCAACAACCUCAGCCACAUCAAGUCCAGGACCUGAUAGUAGGAGGUCUCCUGCCCCAAGCCAACCACUUGAACCCCCUGUCACAAAAUCAAGUCUGGGUGAGCUUGAGGUUUCUAAGAUCAUCAACAACCCUAAACUAAGGCACGAUAUCAACUUCGACCCUGAGCUGCAUUUCAGACCCAAUGUCGAAGGUGACAAGGGCCGAAGAAAACACGACCGCGCUAGUAUCUUCUGGACAACCCUCAAAGAGGAACUCCUUGAAUUCAUUGUGGACCGAGAUAGUUUCUAUUCAAAGCACGGCACAGGCGACGACUGGUGCCUGCCCAAGCUUCUCAAGUCCGUGAAAGAGAUUAUCCAGACUUUGGUACCGCAGCGCGACCGACAAUUUCUCGAUGAGGGCCUCAACGUCGAACUUCUGAUGCAGCAGUUUCACCGCGGAAUCGCUGAUUUGGAGAAGCUUGCUUCAUGGCUUUCACGAGUUCUCAAAUCCCACUGCGCACCGAUGCGAGAUGAGUGGGUUGAUUCCAUGUACAAGCAACUCAGCAAUGGCAACAGCAACAACGACGUCGAGGAGCUCGUUAAUGGCAUGCGAAGUUUGCUUAGUGUCCUUGAGGCGAUGAAGUUGGAUGUUGCAAACCACCAGAUUCGCUGCCUUCGACCUGCCCUCAUUGAAGAGACAACAGCCUUUGAACAAAAGUUCUUGAUGAAGAAGCUGCGAAAUCGCAAGAUGGAUAUCGGCGACGCUAAGCCAUGGUAUCAGGAUGCUGCUAGAACCUAUCACAAUGGCUCUGGGAAAAUGCCCUCUCACUUUGGUGACAUGGGUGUCUUUUUCGAGGGACUGUCACGAUCGAUGCUUCCGUCCGCCGGCGAGAAGCCCUUGCCUGGUACAUUCUUCUUCGACGAAGACCGGCUGGGGCGUGUUAGAUCCGACAUUCUCGAUGCUAUCAACCUAGAUGUCUGCAUGCGCAUGUAUGAAGACUUGGAGCGGGUUUCACGCCUCCAGUCACCUCCCGCUUGCCUCAGUGCUGUCCCAGAUGACCACGAGUUCAAUUUCAACACGCCUCCCUCAGCAAACUCUCGACCUUCAAGCGUCGCGCUAAGUUCCUCGGGCUCGAACUUCUCAUCACCGCGGUCCUCCCUGGUCCUCCCUGCAUACCUGACCUCAGAUACCAACGAGUCCAAGUCGAGAGCCCGAAAUCUUCGUGAUACUCUAGUAGCACUACUUCAACAGGCGCCACAUGAUCUCCACUACCACGAUCGAUGGCGAGCAAUGGCUCCCUCUCUGGCUCUGCAGAUCUUCCGUUUCACCAAUGCCCCCAUGGAUAUGCUUACUCGUUUUGAGGAGAAGCUGACCGAGAACGUUUGCCGCAUCUCGUCUCCUAUUUAUCAAGAGAUGGAGGAGGCAUACCGCAAUCGACUUGUUACCGAGCUAGCCACGCGUGUACGCUACUUUAAGUCGCUGUCCGGUGUUUGCUUGUUCUCGAUUGCCACCGGUAACCGUGUGCCAGCCAGCAGCCGCAGCCUGGAUGCAGGACGAGACCGAGACUUGGAUGCAGCUAUCCGUAUGGGUCAGCAGGAAGGCGGCAUUGAAGACAUUGCCACCCGCAUUGCUCACGUUGGCGUUGUCCACUGGAGGAUAUGGGCUCGCAUGGCAUAUGUCGACGAGGAUGAUAUGUCUCUGGACUAA